This is a messenger RNA of Mizuhopecten yessoensis (Yesso scallop), 3168 nucleotides long. RefSeq names its product NADPH oxidase 5-like. The coding region runs from base 429 to 3149 and encodes 906 amino acids. Gene Ontology annotation, cellular component: NADPH oxidase complex; plasma membrane. Gene Ontology annotation, molecular function: superoxide-generating NAD(P)H oxidase activity; calcium ion binding. NCBI's taxonomy places the organism in Eukaryota, Metazoa, Mollusca, Bivalvia, Pectinida, Pectinidae. The record is from RefSeq and is a predicted model, not a curated record. Gene Ontology annotation, biological process: defense response; superoxide anion generation. The transcript has 16 exons.
UGUCGAGCGUGCAGGAGGCAAACGGAUAUCAUUUACCGGUCAUUAUAGCGAUUUAGCGUCAUUCAGGAAGGAAAAAGGCUAAACAAUCUUCAAAACACUUGCUUCGAAUCGACGUCACUUCCGGUGUUGACACCGAAGAAGAGGAUAGAGACUUAGAGGAAGAGAGCGCUGCCUACGUGAACUAUUAUCUGUCUGAUGGUAAUCGUCUGUGGCGACCAAGACACAGAAAACAGACACUGACGGCGAACGAAGAGAUUUUCAAAAGCUUUACAUUUAAGCGAUAUCUGCCAGAUACCGGAAAUAACAUUUCUAACAAUCCCUACGAACCUCCGCUACAGGUAAAAGGUCAAUACUGUUUUGAAAAUCAAUUCCAACCUGUAGUUACAUCAACUGAUAUUCCCGAUUCAAAUGUAGUUCCGUUUACCAACAUGGCAGACAUUCAAGGACUCUCUUUUAGCAAAGUAAACCCAGCUUUUACAGACAGUGACGAGAAGUCAUCAAAUUUCUCAUCGAAACCAACGAUAUCAAAAGAUGUUAAAGAUGUAAAGAUUGAUCUGGACGAUAUAUCUGUGAAGCAGGGUGUGCGAAAUAGUAACAACGGUGUAUUUAGCGAGAAAACAACACAGAGCGAGAACAAUAUAAAACAUACAACCAAAACCCCGCCCACUGCCCAUAUAUCACCGAUUAUCAUCCCCUCACAGCCCGGCGGUGAUGAUGGGGAUAGUAUUGCCAUCUCCAUCACCGACGAACACGGUCAAGGUCAACUUGUGGACAACAUCAGGACCUCAGUGUCAUCGCCGCCUGACGAGAACGAUCCAGCGGGGAUGGGAGGAGUUCCGAACGGAUCUAGAGAUGAACCAAACGAAGCAAAUGGGCCUCAAUUCAGAGAAAAGCCGGUAGAGCAUAAAAGUGAAGAAGACGUGAAAUGGCUGUCGUGGAUAGAACGCCAGUUCACAACCAUCGCUGGGGAGGAUGGGGAAAUCAGUCUCGGGGAGUUCAAGGACGCUCUCAAAGUCAGAAGGUCAUUUUUCGCCGAGCGAUUUUUCGCCCUUUUCGACCAGGAUCACAGUGGGUCUAUAGAGUUACACGAGUUACUAGACGGACUGCGCACGCUCACAAAAGGAACGCCCGCUCAGAAACUCAAGUUUCUGUUUGACGUAUAUGACGUAGACGGAAGUGGAACGAUUGACAGGGAAGAACUAAAGACCGUGCUGAUGUCCUGUACCGAGGAGAGUUCUCUCUCCAUCAGCGAGGAAAACAUGGACGCCCUUACCGAUAUCCUGUUUGACUCGGCCGACGAAGACUGCAGUGGCGCCAUCUCGUUUGAGGAACUGAAAGCGGAACUAGAGAAACAUCCGGGUGUUUUGGAGAAUCUAACAAUAAGUGCGGCACAGUGGCUAAAACCUCCUACCAAAACGAAGAACAAUUCAAAAACGCGAUACUUUACGUACGCCUACCUUCGGAACAACCUCAAGAAAGUAGUGUUCUUAAUACUGUACUUCAUGGUCAACAUCGCGCUUGGAGCCUACGCCGCGUACAGCUAUCGGAACUCUAAUGGAUUUACCAUCGUGGCGCGUAUAUGUGGAAUGAACCUGAACUUUAAUUGUGUGUUUAUACUCGUGUUGAUGCUGAGGAAGUCCAUCACGUAUCUACUGAUGACCAGGGUGGCCAAGAUCUUGCCGCUCGAACAGAACAUUCUAUUUCAUAAAAUGGUGGGAUGGAUGAUAGGAUUUUACGCCAUCUUACAUUCCUUAGCUCACGUGGGCAAUGCAAUUCUGCUUGACAAAUCUAAGCCCGACCUUGCACUAUGGGAGAUUCUGUUUACUACCCGGGCUGGCUUCGGGUGGGUGUACGGUACUGCCAUUUUGACCGGAUGGGCACUGGACCUUACUCUCAUAAUAAUGAUAAUCUGCUCACUAGAGUUCGUCCGGAGAGGCGGUCAUUUCCAGGUAUUUUACAAUACGCACAUGCUAUACCUAUUAUUCUGGAUCCUGCUGCUCAUACACGGAUCGAAUUUCUGGAAAUGGUUCGUAGGACCCGGAGUGAUAUUUAUCAUUGAGAAAUUUUCACGGUCGAAACUGAUCAAGAAGGCCAGAUACGGGAACACCUAUAUAGAGGAGGUGAACCUCUUACCGUCCGGGGUGACACAUUUGGUGAUUUCCCGCCCGGACAACUUCUCGUACAAAGCGGGAGACUACGUGUUUAUACAGAUACCGGCUAUAGCGAAGCAGGAGUGGCAUCCGUUCACCAUCAGCAGUGCCCCGGAAAUGAAAGGACAUAUAUGGCUGCACGUGCGAUCUGCUGGACAUUGGACCAACAAGUGUUACAAGCACUUUGAGAACUUGGACCCUGAGCUCGAGAAGGGUAAGACCGUGGUUCGAGUUCCACUCCAGAAACGUAAAUCACGGCACAUAGGCAUAGAAGGAAAAAUCAAGAUGACGCCAAUGGAGAAUAUUGAGUUAGAACUGGAAGAAGAAUCACGACUGAGGAGGAAGGAGAAAAAGAAAAUUGUCCGCGUUCGGUGUUUCAUAGAUGGUCCGUACGGAACUGCUACUCGGGAGAUUUAUGAAACAGAGCACGCCGUACUGGUGGGGGCUGGGAUAGGAAUCACACCCAUGGCGUCUAUCCUACAGAGCGUCAUGUACCGCUAUAAAGCAUCACUUCUCAACUGUCCUCACUGUCAUAAAAAUUUCUACGGAGAAAUCCCAGACACUACCAUGAAGCUCCGAAAGAUUGACUUUGUAUGGGUGAAUCGGGACCAAAAAUCCUUUGAGUGGUUUGUGUCGUUAUUGACACAGUUAGAGAUUGACCAGGCUGAGAUAGAGACAAAUGGGGGAGCAGAGGGCGCUAAACGGAUCCUAGACAUGCACAUGUUUAUGACGGCUGCGCAGAAGAAAACGGAUAUGAAAGGUAUUGGCCUACAGAUGGCGCUGGAUCUGAUGCACAAGAAGGAGAAUAAGGACAUGAUAACAGGUCUCCGCACUAAAACGGAACCAGGGAGGCCCAACUGGGGGAAGUUGUUUGCAAAGAUAAUCCAGGAGAAUCGUGGAAAAAUCAAAGUUUUCUUUUGUGGGGCACCAGCUCUUGGAAAGACGAUAAAAGAAGAAUGUGGAAAACUGAAGAUAGGAUUCUCCAAAGAGAAUUUCUAAAAUGGAAAAUUACAGUGAU